CACUCUCUCAUCUAUAUCUUCCACUCUCUCUAUAUCCUCUUCUAAUCCUACGCACUCCUCAACUAACCUUACGCACCAGACAUACAUAAAAAGACUAAAUUUUACACAUCGGUAUUCGCUAUCGUGCGCCAUUUCUUCUCCGGCGACGGAACUCGUUCGAAAUGGGUGGUGCAGGGGGAAACGGGAACGGUGGAGGGGGAGGACCGCAGCCGUCGGGUGCGGCUGAGUCGCUGUACUCGGCGGCGAGGAUUUCGGUAUGGUGGGAUAUAGAAAACUGUCAAGUACCUAGAGGAUCUGAUCCUCAUGCGAUCGCUCAGAAUAUAAGUUCUGCGCUUGUGAAUAUGAACUACUGUGGACCGGUUUCUAUUUCCGCUUACGGUGAUACAACUAAGAUCUCUUCUUCUGUUCAGCAGGCGCUUAAUAGUACUGGAAUCGGCCUUAAUCACGUUCCUGCAGGUGUCAAAGAUGCAAGUGAUAAGAAGAUUCUUGUGGACAUGUUAUUCUGGGCAGUUGACAAUCCUGCACCUGCUAACUAUUUGUUGAUUUCGGGAGAUCGUGAUUUUUCAAACGCACUUCAUCAAUUGCGCAUGCGCAGAUAUAAUAUUCUUCUCGCACAACCUCAAAAAGCUUCUGUUCCCCUUGUUGCUGCUGCGAAGACUGUAUGGCUCUGGACAAGCCUUUCAUCUGGAGGACCUCCUCUCACAAAUAGUGAAUCAAGUCAACUUGUAAAUAGCAGCUACGGUUCUUUACCCACUUUAGAUGCAUUAUCAACGUCGUCUAGUGACUCCAGUCUGAUAAACCAGCUUGACACUUUCCAUGAAAACCCGCAAAUGAAGUUUAACAAUUUGGGAAGGGGUACAGAUAUUAAGCAGAAGGGCAAACCAGUUCGUAGAAGUGUGAAUCAACCCAAUAUAUCACGAACUUCAUCUGGCACACAAGAAAAUCAUAGUGCUGCAAACUUUCAUCAACCAGGAUAUGGAUAUCCUAAGCAGUUCAAUGAUUCAGUGGAGUUACCUGGAGCUCAUAAUUCAAGAACUCCUUUCAGUGGGCCUGUACCAAGCGGUGUUCCUGGUAAUCCUGAGCCAUCCUGGACGAAUGGAAACAACUCACAGAACAAUUAUCAAAACAAUUAUCCUCCAGGAAGGCCAAACAACCUCCCAGUAUCACCGGUAAUUCCAUCUGGUAAUUUCUUACCACCUAAUUCGCAUGUGCAUCAUUCACAUUCAAUGCCUCCUAGGUCUGAUGCAAUUGGCUACACCUCAGGCCCUCAAAUAUCUAUGCCUGAUAUGGGUAAGCUAAAAGUCAGUGAAAACUCCAAUAAUGGUCAUAAUCGUCCUUUUUCUCAAACGUGGAAUGGAGAAUCGAGACAACCUCCUAACAUCGAGAAUUCUUAUACAAAUACAAAUGGGCCUCAUAAAGGACACAAUUUGCAGAAGAAAACACCAUUUUAUGUUGAAAAAGAGGUAAACAGGUAUCCACAUCCCAGCCCUGAGAUUCCACCACCGUCAUCUAUAGCAAAUAGCAGUAAUGGACCUCUCAAUGGUGUGUGGGGAGCUCCAGGAUGCCCAAAACCUUCUGAUUAUGUUCAAGGCCUUAUUGGAGUCGUUUUACUUGCAUUGAACACCCUUAAAACUGAGAAGAUUAUGCCUACUGAAGCAAACAUCUCUGAUUGCAUCAAAUAUGGAGAUCCAAAACACCGCAAUACUGAUGUUAAGAAGGCUCUCGCGAGUGCAGUUGAACAACAGCUGGUAGUAACACGGAAUUUAGGUGCUCUGCAAUUAUAUGUUGGUAAAAAUGAGAACCUAUGGAGGUGUGUGAAUCCCAUUGGUGGUAAUAUGAAACAAUAUCCCAAAGAAGCAUGGGAUGACCUCCAGAAAUUUCUAUCAUCUUCUGCCGGACGAGCCGCCAUAAGCGCUACUCAGUGCAGGUUUGAAGCAGCAACAGUUAUUAAGAAAAUGUGCUUAAAGGAGCUUGCUUUAGGCGAAAUACUUCAGAUCUUGCACAUGGUUGUUAACAUGAAGAAAUGGCUUGUACAACCUCAAUCCGGAUGGCAACCAAUUAAGUUUACUCUCGCAGAGAUCGUCCCCGAUUCAGGGGUGGUAGCUGCGACAUAAGAUCUGCGAGAUCUGGUUAUUGACGGGGAGAGAUGGCUUAUAGGUAUUUCUUAUCAGUUCCUUCAUGAGCUUAUCGACUGAACUGGUAAUAGAUCAAUCUAGUACAUUUCUCCUCUUAAAGGGUCGCAAUAGGUUAAGUUGCUGUAUUUAUGGUUAAGUAGAUUGUUCUGGAGUAGAUAUAGUUAUAGUUUGGCUGUUUUAUCUUUUUCCCGGGAAAUCACAAAGCACUUUGACGGGAGCUUAUGUCGGAUAAGAAAAAACCUUCUGAGGCG
Solanum verrucosum is the source of this 2386-nucleotide messenger RNA. RefSeq lists its product as uncharacterized. Bases 162 to 2114 code for a protein of 650 amino acids. NCBI's taxonomy places the organism in Eukaryota, Viridiplantae, Streptophyta, Magnoliopsida, Solanales, Solanaceae. Gene Ontology annotation, molecular function: RNA nuclease activity. The transcript has 3 exons. Gene Ontology annotation, biological process: regulation of gene expression. Gene Ontology annotation, cellular component: peroxisome. The record is from RefSeq and is a predicted model, not a curated record.